Molecule: messenger RNA, 3956 nt
Organism: Malania oleifera
Lineage: Eukaryota; Viridiplantae; Streptophyta; Magnoliopsida; Santalales; Ximeniaceae
Exons: 25
Coding region: 597-3698 (1033 amino acids)
Cellular component (GO): mitochondrial outer membrane
Molecular function (GO): ATP binding; ATP hydrolysis activity
Source: RefSeq, a predicted model, not a curated record
GUAGUUUGUAGGUGAGGGUCACGGUUUGUUGAUACGAAAAUUUUUUGUCCUCAUUUCGUUUGUGCACUAUAGAAAAACGGAGGGAUGAGCGACUGCAAUUGCAAACGCAACCCUACGGCUGAUUUGAUUUGAUCCGUUGAACCGCGAACAAGUGCUUUGGUGCCUUUUGGGCUUUUGGCUGAAUGGGUUCAGCUCCGGCCCGAUACCAUCUAGCCGCGCGUACGGUCCGAUUGCAUUCACCUUAGACCAUCACGGGCGACGAUACUGCCCUCUUCUGGUCUCGUCUCGCGAACAAGGGCCUCUCCUGCUCCCAACCUCAGCCCCCGGGCUAAAAACUCGUCUCAUCUCUCUCUCUCUCUCUCUCUCUCUAAACGGUCGCUGCGCACGUUCUCUCUCCCCCUUGUUUAUUGCCUCUCUCUCUCUCUCUCUCUCUCUCUCUCUCUCUAACAAGUAAUUCUGUUCUGUGACGCACAGUUAGGUCUAUAUCUGCAUAUGCAUGUAACUCUUUCAUGAGUCAUGGCUACGGGACUAUUACUCUAGGGCUUCGCUACACAAAUCGAAUCAGGUGAAAUUUAUUGUCAGAGUAAAUAGCUGCAAUGUAUGCUAGGAGAUUGAAGUGCAGAAAUCAGAGAUUGGGUUCUGUCUUUCAGCCUUCCAAAUAUUUAAAUAAGUCAGGCUAUAUAGAAACAAAUUUUUCUCGACAAUCUGACUAUACAGCUGCAGCAGGAAACUACCCCUUAUGGGGCAGCUUGAUUAGAAGAAAUAUGUUAGAUUCUUUAUUGUCUCGGGGGAUUGCCUCUGGUAAUACCUGUACAAUUUUGCAUGGGAAAUCUAAUGCUUGUUGGAAAAGUAGUCAAGUACGUGUAUAUAGCUCUGAAGGUGAUGGAAGGAAUGCAAGCGAGGAUAAACAUAUACCUGUCAAAGAUGGGGCUAACUUUGACAAGGGAAAGAUUAAGCAGGGGAAGCUUAGGGAAGAUGUGAGACAUUGCAAUGAGCAUGCAAUACUCGGUGAGCAAGAUCAAAAGGAAUGGCUCAAUAAUGAGAAACUGGCUAUUGAGAGCAAAAAGAGGGAAUCCCCUUUUCUAUCUAGACGGGAAAAGUUAAAAAAUGAGUUCUUGCGGAGAGUUGUUCCGUGGGAGAAAAUAACAGUGACAUGGGAAACAUUUCCUUACUACAUUCAUGAACACACCAAGAGUCUUUUGGUGGAAUGUGCUGCUUCCCAUUUAAAACACAAGAAGUUUACUGCAACUUAUGGUGCUCGUUUGACAUCUUCUAGUGGGAGAAUACUGCUUCAAAGUGUUCCAGGCAUGGAGUUGUAUAGGGAAAGAUUAGUCAGAGCACUUGCUCGGGAUUUACAAGUUCCCUUGCUUGUUCUUGACAGCAGUAUUCUUGCUUCCAUUGAUUUUGGUGAGGAUUGUUCGUUGGAAUCUGAAUCAGAUGAUGAUGGUGCAGAAUUGGUGGAUGAGUGUACUUCAGACUCAGAAGAUGAGGAUGAGAAUGUUGCAACUAAUGAAGAAGAAUGGACAAGUGGUGGUGAGGCAAAAUCUGAGGGCAGUGAUGAUGAAGAAGUUGAUGUUCGAGCAUCUGCAGAAGCCCUCAAGAAGCUUGUUCCCUACAGCCUUGAAGAUUUUGAGAAACAAGUGUCUAGUGAAUCUGAGAGCGCCUCUGAUUCCUUAAAGCCGGAGACCGCUGAACCUUUUGAUACAUCCAAAUGCCUGCUAAAGAAAGGGGAUCGGGUGAAAUACAUUGGACCUUCUGUACAUAUUGAAGCUGAUAACAGGAUUAUUUUGGGGAAGAUAUCAACGUCUGACGGUUCAACAAAUGCUUAUACUAUUAUCCGUAGCAGGCCUUUAUCGAGUGGUCAACGUGGAGAGAUAUAUGAGGUGAAUGGAGACCGAGUUGCAGUGAUUUUAGAUAUUAACGACAACAAAGCCAAUGAUGUAGAGAAGGAUGAGAAACAUACUGAUCAAGCUGCAAAGUCAUCAGUGUAUUGGAUAAAUGUUAAGGAUGUUGAGCGUGAUCUUGAGACGCAAUCCGAAGAUGGUUUCAUUGCAAUGGAGGCUUUGUGUGAGGUUUUGCGGUCCAAGCAGCCUCUUAUUGUCUACUUUGCAGACUGUACUCAAUGGUUAUUGAGGGCUGUUCCGAAGUCAAGUCGUAAGGAGUUUGUUAAUAAGGUGCAAGAAAUGUUUGACCAAUUAUCAGGGCCUGUUGUUUUAAUUUGUGGGCAGAACAAAGUCGAAUCGGGGUCAAAGGAGAAAGAGAAAUUUACAAUGAUACUACCCAAUUUUGGUCGUCUUGCCAAGCUGCCUCUUCUGAAGCAACUUACGGAGGGUCUAAAACCUGCAAAGAGAUCAGAACACAAUGAAAUUAAUAAGCUCUUCACUAACAUUUUUUAUAUAUGCCCUCCAAAGGAGGAAGAUAUUCUUAGAACAUUCACAAAGCAGGUUGAAGAAGAUAGGAGAAUUGUGAUAGCAAGGAGCAAUUUAAAUGAGCUACAUAAGGUUCUUGAGGAACAUGAGCUAUUAUGUGUGGAUCUCUUCCAUGUAAAUACAGAUGAUGUGAUACUGACAAAGCGAAAAGCUGAGAAAGUUGUUGGGUGGGCUAAAAACCAUUAUUUAUCAUCUUGCCUUCUUCCUUCUAUUAAAGAGGAAAGACUACAGGUCCCUCGGGAAAGCCUUGAAAUUGCAAUUUUGAGGUUAAAGGAGCAAGAAACAGCAUCGAGAAAGCCAUCACAUAACUUAAAGAACUUUGCUAAGGACGAGUAUGAGAGCAACUUUAUUUCAGCUGUGGUUCCACCUGGUGAAAUUGGGGUCAAGUUUGAUGAUAUUGGUGCUCUUGAAGAUGUUAAGAGGGCAAUGAAUGAACUUGUCAUUCUUCCAAUGAGGAGACCUGAGCUUUUCUCUCGUGGGAAUCUGCUGCGGCCUUGCAAAGGAAUAUUGCUUUUCGGGCCUCCUGGAACUGGGAAAACCCUUCUUGCCAAGGCACUUGCUACUGAGGCAGGGGCAAAUUUUAUUAGCAUAACAGGCUCAACUCUUACAUCAAAGUGGUUUGGAGAUGCUGAGAAGCUUACCAAAGCCCUCUUUUCCUUUGCCAGCAAGCUGGCCCCUGUUAUUAUUUUUGUCGAUGAGGUUGAUAGUUUGCUUGGUGCUCGUGGUGGUGCUUUUGAGCAUGAGGCAACCAGAAGAAUGCGAAAUGAAUUUAUGGCAGCCUGGGAUGGGCUGAGGUCUAAGGACAGCCAGAGAAUCCUGAUCCUUGGUGCCACAAAUCGGCCGUUUGACCUUGAUGAUGCUGUCAUUCGUCGUUUGCCGAGGAGGAUAUACGUGGAUCUUCCAGAUGCUGAAAAUCGUAUGAAGAUUCUAAGAAUAUUUCUUGCACAAGAAAAUCUGGAAUCUGGGUUUGAGUUUGACAAACUUGCAAAUGCAACUGAAGGAUAUUCAGGAAGUGAUUUGAAGAACCUCUGUAUUGCCGCAGCAUAUAGACCAGUUCAGGAACUUCUAGAGGAAGAAAAAAAGGAAACCAGAAAUGAUGUACCUCCAGUACUAAGGCCACUCAAACUGGACGAUUUCAUUCAGUCAAAAUCCAAGGUGGGAGCAUCAGUAGCUUAUGAUGCCGCCAGCAUGAACGAGCUUAGGAAAUGGAAUGAACAGUAUGGAGAGGGUGGCAGCAGGAUAAGAUCUCCAUUCGGGUUUGGAAACUAAUUGAAGAAGUUGAUUACUAUUUAUUUAAUUUUGGGAGAUGCCAAAGCCCUGAGGUAGUGUCCUCCAUCGAAGUUCUCUUUGCCAUUCCAUUUUCAACUGGGGAGAGGGCCUGCCUCGUUAUUUAAAUUUUUUUUUUUUUGUGUAAAAGUUUUUAGAAUAUAUUUCUAGUUUCAGGUUUAAAUUUUGCAUGUAUAUUGACAGCAACGCCGUAAUUAUCAUUUUUGUAACUUUAUUUUAAUAAAAUUGUUUCUUUAGCAA